CAUGUGGAGUCUGUCAUAUGCAUGCCACAGCCGGAGAGCUGACACGCCGGUAGACUUUUACUCCAUCCCUUCUUCUUUGAUUAAACCAAAAAUAAAAGUUAUUUCUUGGUUACAAGGAAGACAAUAGUACAAGAAAGUAGUCUCACUAAGAGAAAUGGCUCUGGGUGGUGAUGGUGGUAGAAGGAAUACAACAGCAUUGAUCGUCCGUGUCAUUCUGGGUUUGUCUGCAAGCUCUCUUCUGUUUCUCCGCAGCCAAUCAUCCCUGCACCAAUCGAAAGUCAUCGUCCCCAUUGGUUCACUUGGCUUCUUUGGCUGUUUUUCCCCUUCAAGGCAAUGUUUAUCCUCUUGGGUACUACUACUGUGUCCCUCAACAUAGGGCGCCCAGCCAAGAUUUUUGAACUUGAUAUUGACUCUGGCAGUGACCUCACUUGGGUCCAGUGUGAUGCUCCUUGUACGGGUUGCACCGAGCCUCGCGAGCAUCUUUAUAGACCCAACAAUAAUCUUCUGCAGUGCGAAGACCUUCUUUGCACCGCAUUCCACUCACCAGCAAGCCACCCAUGUGAGACUGCAGAUGACUAAUGUGACUAUGGUCAAUAUGCUGAUCGUGGAUCAUCUCUUGGUGUGCUGGUCAAGGAUUACUUUCCCCUGAAAUUCACCAAUGGCUCUCUCCUCAGUCCCCAUUUGGCCUUUGGGUGUGGAUAUGAUCAAAAGUAUUUUGGUCCGGUCACACCUGCCACCGCCGGAGUCAUUGGCCUUGGUAAUGGAAAAGUCAGUAUUCUGUCACAACUAAGUCGCCUAGGUCUAACAAGAAAUGUUGUCGGCCAUUGUCUAAGUGGGCAAGGUGGAGGAUUUGUUUUCUUUGGGGAUGAUCUUGUCCCUUCAUUAGGAGUCGUAUGGACAUCAAUGCCUCCCAAUUCCAUGGGGAAACGCUACUCAUGUGGACCAGCAGAACUUGUGUUUGAUGGAAAGGCUACCAGUGUAAAGGGACUUAACAUGAUUUUUGACAGUGGGAGCUCCUACACUUACUUCAAUUCCCAAGCUUAUCAGGCAAUAGUUACUCUGGUGAGAAAUGAUUUAAAAGGAAAGCCUCUAAAGGAUGCAACUGAGGAUCAAUCCCUCCCAAUCUGCUGGAAAGGCAGAAAACCAUUCAAAUUUGUUCGUGACGCAAAGAACUAUUUUAAGCCCUUAGCACUGAGCUUUACUAAUGCCAAGAAUGUUCAGCCGCAAUUAUCACCUGAAACUUAUCUUAUAGUUACAAAACAUGGCAAUGUGUGCUUGGGGAUUCUGAAUGGCACUGAAGUAGGACUAGGAAAUCUGAAUAUCAUUGGAGAUAUCACUUUGCGAGAUAAAAUGUUGAUAUAUGACAAUGAGAACCGGCAAAUUGGAUGGGCUCCUGUAAAUUGCAAUAUGCUUCCCAAGUCCCGAACCGUUGCCAUAAUUGCAAGAUAAAAUGUCACUUAAGAGAAAAUAGUACUUUUUGUCUAUUGCAGAACUUACAAGGUGGCAAAUGAAACACUACUCAUCUGGACCAGCAGAACUUGGCUUUGGUAGCAAGCCUACAAGUGUCAAGGGCCUUCACAUGGUGGUAUUUGAUAGUGGGAUCUCCUACACUUCAAUUCCCAAGCUUACCAGGUGGUAAAUGAUUUGAAUGGAAAGCCUCUAAAGGAUGCAACUGAGGAUCAAUCCCUCCCAAUCUGUUGGAAAGGCAGCAAACCAUUCAAAUUUGUUUGCGAUGCAAAGAACUACUUCAAGACCUUGCACUGAGCUUUACAAACAUCAGGAAUGGCCAGCUGCAAUGCGUGCUUGGAUAUUUUCAAUGGCAUGGAAGUAGGACUGGCAAAUCUGAAUACUAUAGGAGGUAAAAAUACUAACAUAAGAAAAAUCUUCCCACUCUUUAUUUUUUGUGUGGAUAAAGUCUCAUCUUUGACUUUCUUUUUAUGGACAUUACACGAUGUUGGCAUAUGACAACGAGAACCGGCAAACUGGAUGAGCUCCUGCGAAUGCAGUAAGGUUCCCAGUCCUGAACCAUUGUGUCAUAUUUGGAAAGAUAAAAUGUUACCUCAGCAGGAAAAAUGUUACAAGGUGGCAAAUGCGAGCAUCUCCCAA
Prunus persica (peach) is the source of this 2106-nucleotide messenger RNA. RefSeq names its product aspartic proteinase Asp1. Gene Ontology annotation, molecular function: aspartic-type endopeptidase activity. The record is from RefSeq and is a predicted model, not a curated record. Lineage: Eukaryota; Viridiplantae; Streptophyta; Magnoliopsida; Rosales; Rosaceae. Gene Ontology annotation, biological process: proteolysis.